Messenger RNA from Marchantia polymorpha subsp. ruderalis, 2518 nucleotides. NCBI's taxonomy places the organism in Eukaryota, Viridiplantae, Streptophyta, Marchantiopsida, Marchantiales, Marchantiaceae. The record is from the annotation of a GenBank genome assembly.
ACAUGGAGAGCGGAUCUUGGUGUACAGCCGGUGAAAAUCAUGGAAUUAAGAAAACGGAAAGACAGGUCGUUGAAGUCUAGCCGGAGGUCGGUAAUACAUGAGUUCUGACACUGCAAACAGAGAGAAAUCAUUGUGCGUUCAAUCAUUACGUCGUCUGAGCCAAUCAGCACUACUCGAUCACUGCUGUACAGCUCAGAUCAAAUUGAAGUGCUACAAUGACGAUCUAGACAUUUGGAACCAGCCAUUAAAUAGAAUGUCAAGGAUGUGCAACUCGCAGUGGAGCUGAGAAGAUUAAGCUCUGAUCUCUGUUUCCUGCGGCCUCACUCCGAAGCAAGAAUUACGACUUCGCGCUCUCCAUGAAGAAACAGAAAAUGAAGAACUCCAACUAAAACAUUAUAUAGCCACAUUCAAAACGCUGCGUCGUUUCGUUCGAUUUCAUCCAGUUCCUCGAAAUGUACGUAUCCUCGAGGGCACUAUCCAUAAGAAACACGUCCUUCUCCUGCUGUGCUCGUCGGCGACCGCCAGCGCCGUCCACUCCAACAAAGAGAUGAAUGCAAGGCGGACUACUCCACAUCCUAUAGCCACGGUACAAGUAGUUAGCCCCUGCACUGAAUUCAGAUGAGGCAAUAACAUGUCACCCACAGGCGCUAAGAGUGUCAGAUGGAUCACAUUGAUGAGUCCGCAGAUGUAAUCGAACUAACAUUUUCAUCUGAUCCUGAUCGAGAUGAGCCCGUUUAGAGCCGCCGCGUAGGAGUAAGGUGGUAAUCGGAGAUUUUGAGCUUCUUGAGGGGCAUGCACGAACUCAAUCGCUGGCUCCUCCUCCUCCUCUUCCUCGUACCAAUCGGUGCCCCGACGACUUAAAUUAAGAAUUCACAAUGACGAGUCUAGCAGGGCCGACAGCUCUGCAGCGGAUGCUGAACGAAGAUUGGGGAUUAAGACCGGACCACGUGCAUCAUGCGAAUUGCCCGAUCAUUUACCAACAACCUUCAUUGUUCGAUUUCUGGGCGAAUCCGGAAAACACCGAAUUUAUGCAUGCUGCGGGAUUGUACUCUUUGCUGAAGUUUGAUCACCCGCAAGAGAACGACUCAUUUCUCGAAUCUCUCCUCUACGAAUAUACGAUCGCUGACGAUGGCUCGGAGAUCCUUUGUUCCCCAUGUCUUCUCUCGCGGGACCAUAGAUUCCGCGAUUACAGUUCUGACAAUUAUGCUCCGAUCUUAUUCUACGAUGUGACGGACCUGCAGCGCCUGUUCCCGGGUCUGCCGUCGAGGGAGACCCAUGGAAAUGUCAUAGAACGAGCACCCGAGCACACAGAUAACGCUUGGCUGUGCACCACCAUGAAACGCUAUUUCGCCGUCCCCAUCCUCUGGUUCUCUCCACGAGGCGCAGAAUUCAUCGUGAUCGAAUCGUGUUUUAACCUCGAAUUUUUCCUGUUCCUCUCAAAGCUGGCCUACACCUUCGGGUGGCCAGGAUACCCCGACAAAUUCCCUCUUAGGCACUUCCCCAUGGCAGUGGAGGCGUUCGAGAGAGGCGCUGUCUUUCCAUGGGCAGAUCUUCUCCUCGCAGAGCUGAUGAACGACCUCACCAAGUACCAAAAUCGCCUCAGAGAGUGCCCGCGUUUGAUUCGCGUUUGGACGAUGAUCUAUGACGACGCUGUCUUUGGCUGUCCCCGUCCCUCGAACCCUCACCCCUUACUCUAUUUCUUCAUGCCCGGCAUCAUCGAUGCCAGGGACAAUGGGCAGGGAUUCGGUCAAUUUCACUACCACGCUGAAGACAUUUCCCCCUUCACGCCUCGCGAUCUCCUCCCCAUGCUCAACGAGGGAGCCUGCCGGGGCCCUCCGAAUUGCCCCGACGAUUUAGAAUCCCCGACUGAUUACAGUUCUGAAGAUGAGUUAUUCGAGCAGUAGCUCUUGCCGCUCGCUAGUCGUGCUGCUGCUAGAAUCAUACGAGAGAAUCGCUCGGAGAUCGAUUCUCUCGACCGCACCUUGGGCUGCGAAUUCCUCUGCUGCAAACCGAUCUUCAGCCCACAUAUUAUCACCAUGGGUCGAUAGAUAUCCUGAUUAUCCAUCGAGGUCUAACUAUGAAAUUUCACCAUCGCCGUCCUUCUUCGAUUGCUGGAUAAUCGCUUGUAUUAUAUAUAUGACGAGGGGUUGCAGUCUAUGGCAGUCGAGGUUGAGGGCAGACCGUGAGGUAAAGUGGGUCGAAGGAAAUUCGAGGGUUGGGCACAAUUUCCAUUUUCUUGAGCUCCAGAGGGGAACUCUUGAGAUCAGUAUGUUUCGAUAAUUUUCUGAAUGCUUCGAGAAAUUGAAUUAAUAUCCGUACGGCACGUUCGGAGCUUUUAUGGAAUUGUUUCAAGAUUGAGACAUUUCCCGGUGUACUGUAAUGAAAGGAGAAAAUUCUUGUUUGAAAUUGUUAGACUCGGGUAUUGAAAAGUUUCGAACAUCCGCGUUUUCAGAUAUUUAACUUUUGAUAUUUGUUGGAAACUUAUUCGCUUCAAAUUUACAAUUGAUUUAUAAACGAA